ACUUUGAUGGAAUACCGGCUGUUGUAUAUGUCAAACGUAUUCCUUAAUUAAUAUUUUACGUAUAUAUUUUUUGAUUAUUAAAAUCAAUGAUUUAACAGCUGUUACAAUUUUUUAAUCAGUAGUUACUAAGAAAACUUUUCAACAAAACCUUGUGGUAGGAUACUGAGCGUUAACGAAAUGCCAGCCGCAGCCGCAGCCGCUUAUUCUUUAUUAAGUAAAAAAGAGGACGCCCACGAUGAUCCAAUUUACUGCUGUUCGUGGGCAAGUGUCAAAAGUGCAGAGAAAAACGGCCCCUCUAAGGACUAUAUUGUGACUGGUGGGUUGGAUACACUGAUAAAAGUUUGGAAACUGGACAAUAACAAAUUAGAUUUACUUCACACUUUACAAGGUCAUUGCAUGGCCGUGGUAUCACUUGCAGUGAGUCCUGAUGGACAUACUAUUGCAUCCGCAUCAUUAGAUUCUACGUUAAUUAUUUGGGAGUUGCUCAGCGGUAAUAAAGUACAUGAGAUUCAGACUGGUUCAAUAGAUGUGUGGAAGAUUGCUUUCUCCCCAGAUGGCAAUAAGAUCGUCUCGGGGAGUCACACAGGAAAGGUUACAAUAUAUGAUAUAGUCAAUAAUAGUAUUGAUAAGAUCUUGGAUACGAGAGGAAAAUUUGCUUUGUCUGUUGCUUGGAGUCCAAACGGUAAGCACAUAGCGACAGGGUCCGUUGUCGGGAUGGUUUACAUAUUUGACGUUAUCCAAUGUAAGUUGGUACAUACCAUCGAAGCUCACACACAAACUAUUAGAAGUGUAAAAUUUUCACCAAAUUCAAAUUUGAUAGUGACAGCCUCCAACGACGGAUCUCUCAAGAUAUUUGAUGUUGCUAGCGGUAAUCUCGUGAGUUCGCUCACUCUAAGCUCGUGGGUGGUGAGCGCUUGCUUCUCUCCUGAUGGCUCUAGUGUGGCGGCGGCUGAUGGCACCGUUACCAUCGCGACCAAAAACCUGAAACAAUUGAAGACCUUCCAGGAACACACUGAUAUAGUGUGGGACCUCGACUUCAAACCGGACGGCAAAAAGCUACUCUCGGUGGGAAAAGACAAAACUAUAAAUAUAUAUGAAACUCCAGUAGCGAAGCAACAAAACACCUAAUGUAUUACAAAAUAUUUUGCUUUAAAAAUCAAUAUAUAUAAUCUAAAUUUCCUCUUAAAGUGAACGCUUCUAUGUAAAUACGUUUUUAUUCUUAAAGAAAUAUAUAAGUAAAAUUA
Molecule: messenger RNA, 1244 nt
Organism: Danaus plexippus (monarch butterfly)
Lineage: Eukaryota; Metazoa; Arthropoda; Insecta; Lepidoptera; Nymphalidae
Product: superkiller complex protein 8-like
Exons: 7
Coding region: 178-1128 (316 amino acids)
Molecular function (GO): protein binding
Source: RefSeq, a predicted model, not a curated record